AUCAAGAAUUUUUGAAGCUGAAGUUUCGAGCGUUCGCCCUUCGUCUGAAACGGUAAUAGUAUUUCGUAAAGGCUGAACCCUCUGCCGGAUCUUCCUAAUAAAUAACCUUCAAUUUUACCUUGUUACAAAACCUGAGCAGGUUAAUUUGAGUUGAGGUUUAUUCAAGACAAAUUCUUAACGGUAAAGUAUCAAAAAAUACCCUAAAAAUGGCAGAAAACGACGCCGUAAAUGGCAACAAGGAAGCACCUACGGACCUCGAAAAGAAGAUCAUCAAGCAAGUGGAGUUUUACUUUGGAGAUAAAAAUCUUCCCAAGGAUAGGUUUCUGAGACAAAAAGCUGAAGAAGAUGAUGGAUGGAUAACAUUGGAGUGUCUUGCAACGUUUAACAGACUCAAGGCAUUAUCAGCAGAUACAGAUGUGAUUGCAAACGCUUUGAGAAAAUCAGAUGCAGGACUUGUCGAGAUCACUGAGGAUAACAAGAAAAUAAGACGAGUCUCGUCCAAACCUCUCCCAGAGAACACUGUUGAAGCAAGACAAACUGCAAAGAGCAAAACAGUCUAUUGUAAAGGGUUCCCCAAAGAUUCCAGUCUUGAUCAACUGGAGGAAUUCUUUGCUAGUUAUGGAAAGGUUAUUUACAUCAUAAUGCGAAAAGAUUUGGAACGUGCGUUCAAAGGAUCUGUGUUUGUAGAAUUUGCGACUGUUGAUGAAGCAAAAGCCUUCACGUCUCUGGAGUCAGUGAAGUUCAAUGACGAGGAACUGAUCAAAAUGAUGAAGGGUGAUUACUAUAAGAAGAAAGAAAGAGAAAAUCCUCACAAGAAAGAGGAGAACAAGAGAAAGGCCGAAAAAAAUGACGAUGCAAAAGAAACGAAAGAAGAAAGCAAAGAAGAUGCAGAGGAAAAAGAGGAGGCCUUGAAGUAUGACAGUGGCUGUGUGCUGCAUUUCAAAAAUGUAGGCGAACAGACAUCUCGUGAAGACCUGAAGAGUCUGUUCGGUGAGCAUGAAGAUAUCGCUUGGGUGGACUUCACCAGAGGAGAAACAGAGGGCUUCAUUCGUUUCUCUAAAGAGGGAGGAGCCCAGCGAGCCAUUGACGCUCUAAAGGAAGCAAACGACGGUAAAAUACUCAUCAGGGAUGUGGAAACAACUCUUCGGGUCCUAGAAGGUGAGGAAGAAAAGAAUUAUUGGUUAAAAACAAAAGAAGACAGAGAAAAAGCCAAGCAAAAGAAAGGAAGGAAAUUUAAAGGAGGACAAGGCGGUCGAGGUGGUCGGCCUCAAAGAAAAAGACGAACUUCCGACAGGCUGGAAGGAAAACGAAACGAUGGAAACGACGAAAAAUCGACAGCGACUCACACGAGAUUUGAUGAAGGGGAACCUUCCGCUAAGAAAACGAAGACAGACGAUGAUUGAUCUCAAGGGACUCGUCGUAUGCACUUCGCAUGCACAACCGGCUUUAGUUUUUAUUGCUCUAGUUUUGGUGCAUUUUUUACAUCUCAAGAACAAGAUGUUUUAGUUUUAAACUAACUUAUUAUACUAGCUCUUCUCAGAGCCGUUAUCCUAUAGGUCGAUCACUAAGGAACGGGAGGCGCUUUCUUUUUCAGGUCGCGUAGAAACCAAACCCCAUUUUUAGUUUUUGUUAGUUUGAUUAUUUUAUUAUCUAACCAAUCAUGUACUUAGAGAAAUUGCUUUCUUCCCAAGCCUUUGUAACUGUGGCGCUGGCCAGAGACUGGAAACUAGACCAGUAGUUAAAUUGUUUUGCAAAAUUAGUGGUAUUGGUUUUUUUGGGGUCCUCCUAAAUGGAGUAGAAGGAGGUUCCCUUUGUAUAAGAGAAUACUUUCUACGGAAGGGUUGAAAAGCAAUGAAGUUGCAUUGGUGAAGCAGAGGGAAAACAAAGGAUUUUCUUGAAAUUUGUUUACCUUCUCUUUCACUUGAUUAGAAAUGAUUUCUAACUUGUUCAGUUUCACGUUGAUGAUAAUACAGUGCUUUUUGAUUGAGUGUCGUGAAACAAAACCAAAAUUUCGUAGAAAAGGUUGUGGAUACAGAGAAUAUAUUUAAGAGCCAAUGAGAACUCAAAGUUAAAAAAACCAAACUAUCUAUAGGGCGGGAAAACGCGGGCGAUCAAGUAAUGAUUGGUUUCAGUUUUGCAUCUGAUUGGUUGAGCGAGUGGUGGAGGUUUUCUGGACCAAUCACAGAACAUUGUUAUCAAGUAAAACCAAAACAAUCCCGGGUUGCUUUCGACACUCGACUGAAAACUGCGGUAUUAGUAGCACUAGGGAAUUUAAGAAAACUACGAAGGCAACGAUAGCGUCACCAAACGAAAGGUUUACUGAGCAGAACAAUGGCUGUGCACGUGCGUUAUAAAUCUUUGUAAAUUACUUUGCGUCCACUGCCAACAACAACGUGAAAUGACCAAGCUUUGCGGCUUUUUUCGGAGAACGUGAACGACGACAGCUAAUUUUUUAAACUUCUAUUUCUAAUUAAACGCUGUGUUCCAUG
Molecule: messenger RNA, 2489 nt
Organism: Pocillopora verrucosa
Lineage: Eukaryota; Metazoa; Cnidaria; Anthozoa; Scleractinia; Pocilloporidae
Product: lupus La protein
Biological process (GO): tRNA processing
Cellular component (GO): nucleus; ribonucleoprotein complex
Molecular function (GO): mRNA binding
Source: RefSeq, a predicted model, not a curated record